UGGAGCUGAUUGAGGCAGGCACUGCGGCUCCGCUCUCUCAGUCCGCCCGGUGGCCGCCAUGUUGAGCUUCGCUGGUCGCCGCUGUGUCGCCUCGGCCGCCUCCCUCCUACGCGGGAGCGGGACGAGGCCGCUCCAGGACCUGCUCCAGCUUCGCAGCGGGGCCGUCGCCUCCGCCACCGAGGCCCGCCGAAACUAUGCUGCACAAACAGCACCUGCAGCUAAAGCUGGAGUGGCUACAGGGCGCAUUGUUGCUGUCAUUGGUGCUGUGGUGGAUGUCCAGUUUGAGGAGGCCCUGCCACCCAUCCUCAAUGCUCUGGAAGUACAAGGCAGAGACACACGGCUGGUCCUGGAGGUAGCACAGCACUUAGGUGAGAAUACUGUUCGUACCAUUGCUAUGGAUGGUACCGAAGGCUUGGUGAGAGGCCAAAGGGUUUUGGAUUUAGGUGCCCCUAUUAGAAUCCCUGUAGGACCCGAGACCCUGGGCAGAAUCAUGAACGUGAUUGGAGAGCCAAUUGAUGAGAGAGGCCCCAUAACAACAAAACAGUUUGCUGCUAUUCAUGCAGAAGCUCCAGCCUUUGUUGAGAUGAGUGUCGAACAGGAAAUCCUUGUCACCGGCAUUAAAGUUGUGGAUCUCCUUGCACCUUAUGCCAAAGGUGGUAAAAUUGGCCUGUUUGGUGGUGCUGGUGUAGGCAAGACAGUAUUGAUCAUGGAGCUGAUUAACAAUGUUGCCAAAGCACAUGGUGGCUACUCUGUGUUUGCUGGUGUUGGGGAGAGAACCCGUGAAGGAAACGACUUGUACCAUGAAAUGAUUGAAUCUGGAGUCAUCAACCUGAAGGACGCUACAUCCAAGGUCGCUCUUGUUUAUGGACAGAUGAAUGAGCCACCAGGUGCUCGUGCUAGGGUUGCUCUAACUGGGUUGACUGUGGCUGAAUAUUUCAGAGACCAGGAGGGCCAGGAUGUAUUACUUUUCAUUGAUAAUAUCUUCCGAUUCACACAGGCUGGAUCCGAGGUGUCAGCUUUGCUGGGCAGAAUUCCCUCAGCUGUGGGAUACCAGCCUACUCUGGCAACUGAUAUGGGUACCAUGCAGGAAAGGAUCACAACAACUCAGAAGGGCUCUAUCACCUCAGUGCAGGCCAUCUAUGUACCAGCUGAUGACUUGACUGAUCCAGCUCCUGCGACCACAUUUGCCCACUUGGACGCCACCACUGUGCUGUCGCGUGCCAUUGCUGAACUGGGCAUUUAUCCAGCUGUAGAUCCUCUAGACUCCACCUCCCGUAUCAUGGAUCCCAAUAUUGUGGGGCAGGAACAUUAUGAUGUGGCCCGUGGAGUGCAAAAGAUCUUGCAGGAUUAUAAGUCUCUCCAAGACAUCAUUGCUAUUUUGGGUAUGGAUGAGUUAUCCGAAGAGGAUAAAUUGACUGUGGCCCGUGCGCGUAAGAUACAGAAAUUUUUGUCCCAGCCCUUCCAAGUAGCUGAGGUCUUCACUGGCUAUGCAGGGAAGCUGGUACCACUGAAGGAAACCAUUAAAGGAUUCCAGCAGAUCCUGACAGGAGAGUAUGACCAUCUCCCUGAACAGGCUUUCUACAUGGUUGGACCCAUUGAGGAGGCAGUGGCAAAGGCUGAUAAGCUGGCUGAAGAGCACUCAUGAGUCUCUUGCUAAGUCAAAACUUGUUCUCAGAUCUUCAUUGGUUCAUGUUGUUGAGGUUCCUCCUUUGGAAGUUGCGUAACACGUCUGCAGAAUAUUUAAAUGUUUCCAAUAAAACAUCUGGUGAGAA
This is a messenger RNA of Anolis carolinensis (green anole), 1772 nucleotides long. RefSeq names its product ATP synthase F1 subunit beta (gene atp5f1b). Lineage: Eukaryota; Metazoa; Chordata; Lepidosauria; Squamata; Anolidae. Gene Ontology annotation, molecular function: proton-transporting ATP synthase activity, rotational mechanism; ATP binding; ATP hydrolysis activity. The transcript has 10 exons. Gene Ontology annotation, biological process: proton motive force-driven mitochondrial ATP synthesis; proton transmembrane transport. The coding region runs from base 59 to 1645 and encodes 528 amino acids. The record is from RefSeq and is a predicted model, not a curated record.